AUGUCCUCGAAAGUGUUCACCUCUCUCAUGGCCGAGAGCGUGCUGCUCACGAAAACGGCUCAAGUGAUUUCGGGUUACUCGCCAUUGACCAUAUUCCUGCUGGCCGCCAUCAGCAUUUUUCUAGUGGUCUAUAAUAAGAGACGUGCGCGUUUGGUAAAGCUCAUUGAAAAAAUUCCUGGCCCUGCUGCCAUGCCCUUCCUGGGCAAUGCCAUCGAAAUGAAUGUGGAUCAUGAUGAGCUAUUCAAUCGGGUUAUAGGCAUGCAGAAGCUCUGGGGCACGCGUAUUGGCAUUAAUCGCGUCUGGCAGGGCACAGCGCCCCGAGUACUGCUCUUUGAGCCCGAGACCGUCGAGCCCAUACUGAACAGCCAGAAGUUCGUGAACAAAAGCCACGAUUAUGACUAUCUGCAUCCUUGGCUCGGAACUGGGCUCCUAACCAGUACCGACCGCAAAUGGCACUCCCGCAGAAAGAUCUUGACACCAGCAUUCCAUUUCAAAAUCUUGGACGAUUUCAUUGAUGUCUUCAACGAGCAGAGCGCCGUCUUGGCCCGCAAAUUAGCCGUCGAGCUGGGCAGCGAGGCGUUCAAUUUAUUCCCCUACGUAACACUCUGCACCUUGGACAUUGUUUGUGAAACCGCCAUGGGUCGACGCAUCUAUGCCCAAAGCAAUAGCGAGUCGGAGUACGUGAAGGCAGUUUAUGGCAUUGGUUCGAUUGUGCAGAGCCGUCAGGCAAAGAUUUGGCUGCAAAGCGAUCUGAUCUUCCGCCUUACUGAGGACUACAAGCUGCAUCAGAGCUACAUUAAUACUCUCCAUGGCUUCUCCAAUAUGGUCAUACGUGAGCGCAAGAACGAGUUGGCGAUAUCCAACAACAACAACAAUAAUAAUAAUGAGCCCGAUGCUUAUGAUGAUUUUGGCAAGAAGAAGCGUUUGGCCUUCCUCGAUCUGCUGAUUGAUGCCUCCAAGGAGGGCACAGUGCUGUCCAACGAGGACAUACGCGAAGAGGUGGACACAUUCAUGUUUGAGGGCCAUGACACCACUUCGGCCGCCAUUUCUUGGACGCUGUUCUUGCUUGGCUCCCAUCCAGAGUAUCAAGAACGCGUCGUUGAAGAGCUGGAGUCCAUUUUUGGGGACGACCGCGAUACACCAGCUACCAUGAAGAAUUUGCUGGAUAUGCGCUACUUGGAGUGCUGCAUUAAGGAUGCCCUCAGACUGUUCCCCAGUGUGCCCAUGAUGGCGCGCAUGGUCGGCGAGGACGUCGAUAUUGGUGGCAAAAUAGUGCCCGCUGGCACUCAGGCCAUCAUCAUGACCUACGCUCUGCAUCGCAAUCCGCGCAUCUUCCCCAAGCCCGAGCAAUUCAAUCCCGACAAUUUCUUGCCCGAAAACUGCGCUGGUCGCCAUCCCUUCGCCUACAUACCCUUCAGUGCCGGGCCGCGCAACUGCAUUGGGCAGAAGUUUGCCAUUCUGGAGGAGAAGGCCGUCAUUUCGACCGUGUUGCGUAAAUACAAAAUUGAAGCUGUGGAUCGGCGCGAGGACUUGACUUUGCUGGGCGAGCUGAUUCUACGCCCCAAGGAUGGCCUGAGGGUGAAAAUAACGCCACGUGUUUGAGACAAUAGGGCAGACGAAAUGCAGCAUGGCAUUAGUUUUGGCCGAAACGUAAUGGUAUAUACGCUACCAUCAUUUGAUCCAAAGUAUUUAAAUUGUAAAUAUAAUAUAAGUAGGGUAUGUUCUACUCUUAAUUUUAAUCGUGUG
This is a messenger RNA of Scaptodrosophila lebanonensis, 1746 nucleotides long. It is a transcript of the gene Cyp4c3, whose product is annotated as cytochrome P450 4c3. Gene Ontology annotation, molecular function: heme binding; oxidoreductase activity, acting on paired donors, with incorporation or reduction of molecular oxygen; iron ion binding. The coding region runs from base 1 to 1602 and encodes 533 amino acids. The transcript has 7 exons. NCBI's taxonomy places the organism in Eukaryota, Metazoa, Arthropoda, Insecta, Diptera, Drosophilidae. The record is from RefSeq and is a predicted model, not a curated record.